This is a messenger RNA of Chelonoidis abingdonii (Abingdon island giant tortoise), 1530 nucleotides long. It is a transcript of the gene TSPAN19, whose product is annotated as tetraspanin 19. The record is from RefSeq and is a predicted model, not a curated record. Gene Ontology annotation, cellular component: plasma membrane. NCBI's taxonomy places the organism in Eukaryota, Metazoa, Chordata, Testudines, Testudinidae.
AAGCACUAUUGUUCCAAAGAUUUCUGACUAUUUCAUGUACAAGUUGGUCAGAAACUGUAACUAUUUUAUUGUGGGAAACCGUAUUUCAAAUCUUUCUCCCCUUGUGCAGAGAAUUCCGGAGGAAUUAACCCUGGAUCUCUAACAUCCCAGAAACCAUUAAAAACUCAGAAAAAGAAAGAGAAUGGAACCGAGAGAUAAAAUAUUAAUCCUAAAAUACUUUCUAAGCAUCUUCAAUGGAAUUUUCUUGGUUUUAGGUCUUAUGCUUAUGAUGUUCAGCGUGUGGCUUCUAAUUGACAGAAACAAUUUAUUCACUGUUUUAUCUUUCACAGGUGAGAACCACUUGGUAGCAUACAUUUCUUAUAUGUUGCUUGGCGUUGGAUCCAUCGUUUUUAUAUCAUUCUUGGGAUUCCUAGGAAUCUUUAAAGAAAUCAGAUGGUUACUAAUUCUGUAUCUGGGACUCAUAGUCUUGCUGUUUGGUGUCCAAGUUGCAAUGCCAGUGCUAAUAUAUACAAGAAAAGAAGAGGUCCAGAUUAUGUGGAAUGACAGAAUUGAUGCAGUUAUUUCUAACUAUGGGAACAAAAAUCUGACUGGAAGAGAACAUGAGUGGGAUAUUCUGAAUGCUGUGCAGAAUACUCUGGAAUGCUGUGGAAGACACAAUUCUACAGACUGGAAAAAGAAUGAAAAUAAAGAACACACAAAUCAGGUCCCAUGUUCAUGUACGAAAUCUAAUAGGGAGGAAUGGUUUUGUGAUGUCCCCGUGAAUGAAGUGUACAUUAAGGGAUGUGACGAGUAUAUUAAAAUGUGGUUUGAAAACAACACUUUGGUCUUAAUUGCAAUUAAUAUUGCACUUCUAACUAUAGAGGGCCUCCUGUUCACGUUAGGUGUAUUGCUGUUCAAAAACAUCAAGAAGAAUAAAAUUUCACUAAAGGAAUAAAGAAAGAUUUUUGGUGUUGUUAUAUUUGCAUAAAUUAUCUAAUAAUUCUUUAAUCUAGAGGUUCCCAAACUUUUCUUAUUGUGUACCCCCUUCCAGCCCUACCAGGUUCCCAUGUACCGCUACCCUUCUCAUCACUGAUACGUUGUGUGUUCUUAAUACUACCAGUCUUUAGCCAUCUGUCCAUAUUUCACUGUUAUGUACAGAUAUAGUGUGACACAUACAACCAAAAAAACCCCUAAAUUCUGAGCUAAGUUAGACUGGAUAGUUGAUGGGCAACUGAACCUGCCCUAUAUGGUGAUUGGAGAUGAGGACAGGGCUGGAUUUACACCUUACUCACUCCUAGACACAGCAUCUUCACUCCCCCCUCCCCCGACUACAGUUGAUCUUUGUGUUGCACACAAUUUUAGAGAGGUAAGGCACCCCUACAAUGCUAGCAUCCCUAGGGUCGUGCCCUAGUAUGUCCGACCCUGGGUGAGGACUCUGUACAUCAGCGUCUUUGUGUAUUUGUGUUCUCAUUGAUACAUCAUGAAGUAAAUUACCUAUCAUAUUUUAUAUAACAAAUUCCCACAGAGUUUUAAAGAUUUGUCUGGGUAGCC